AUGAACGGCUCCGCACUAGCCGUGGGCGACCGCGCGCGCUUCCGCCUGCCCGACAAGUCCGUCCACCGGGGCGUCGUCACCGCGAUUCACGGAGACGGCACGUAUGCACUCGAGGAGGAAGGCUCGGGCGCCGCGCACCGCCUCCCGGGCGCGAAGGUCAAGCGGGACGACACGCCGACCGUCGUCCGAUUGAUCACCCAGGACGAAAACGAAGUAGGCGACGACGGCGAAGCGUUGCUCAGAGUAGAGGAGGAGGGCUUACAAUUACUAGAAAGCCUGAACGAGACGAGAGUAGCUGUAUGUUCUGUAGCGGGCAUGUACCGCACGGGCAAGUCCUUCUUUCUCAAUAGAUUGGCCGGAAGUGAAGGAGGCUUCGGCGUCGGCGAGACCACAGAACCAUGCACCAGAGGCGUGUGGUUGUGGCACCGGCCCGACCUGAAGACGAGUGACGGUGCCACUCUGUUGUUAAUGGACACCGAGGGCCUCGCAUCAGCAGAUCAAGACGAGACGUAUGACGCCAAGGUCUUUGCUUUAGCGCUACUACUGUCUUCUUAUUUUGUUUUAAACGUGGUGGGCGUCAUUGAUGAUAGUACCAUAGAGAGAUUACAUCUGGUGACGGAGGUCACGAAGCGCAUCGCUACUGAAGGUUCAGUAGAGGACCACUUUCCACCUUUGCUCGUGUUGGUGCGGGACUUCGCGUUGACGCCGACGAGGGACGGCGUCGCCAUAUCUGAUCAAGAGUACUUGGAAGAUGCAUUAAGAGAUCGCGGGACGCCGGGCCAGAAGCGGCACGAGCGGCGCAACGAAACGAGACAAGCAUUGCGGCGGUUGUUCCCGCGGGGCCGGCGGUCGUGUACGACACUCGUGCGACCGGCGUUAGAUGAAGCAUCUCUGAGACGGGCCCACGCGUUGAAGGAUGAAGAGUUGAGGGAGGAGUUCGUGGCGAAGCUUAAGUUAUUGAGGAGCUCACUUGUUGAUGGUAGAGAUGAGAUAGGUGUGACAACCAUCCGAGGGAAAAGUGUCUUAGGCGCGCCGUGCUCCGCUUCCGCCUUGGCCGCGUUAGCUAGACAUCAUGUGGACGCGAUCAACAACGGCGCCGCGCCCUCUAUUAGAGGAGCGUGGGACGCGGCCUCUCGAGAACUGAACGCGCGGGCGUCGCAACAAGCGCUGGAGGCUUUUGAGGACAACCUGGCCAUACCAGAAGGUGAGUUACCAGAACCACCUGUGUUGUCCGAUGCUUUAAGUGCGGACGCGGCCUGCCGAGACGCGUGCGACGCGGCUUUGCGAGUCUUCGAUACGCGGUCGUGCGACGGCUCAGAUCGGGCCGAAGCGCGAAGCGCGCUGGAGGCGCAGCUCGCGAAGCUCUGUGACACUGCGCGACGUGAUUUAGAGGCGCGCUCCGACGCCAGCUGCGACGCGGCACUGAGAAAUUUGGCCGAGAGGGACGCCUUCGCCGGCCUGCCCGACGCGGAGGAGGACGAGUCCCACGGCGGUCUAGUCGUGGAAAGAGCGCGCACUGGUUUAUGGGAGCCGCUCUGCGACGAUCUAACGACAAAGUUCCGCGGGCCCCGACGGGAAGCACGUUUAGUGGAUGCGCUAUCUACGACCGCGGUGCCGCGGUUAGUAGAACCGGCCGUGGCCGAGGUUCUGAGGAGGGGCGCCGCAUCCCGAGUGUUACUACAAAAGCGCCUCGAGAAAGAGCAGAGCGAUGAGCGCGCCGAGGCCAAGAAGCGCUUCGACGAGGCCGAGGCGCGCGCGUCGGCCGAGCGGUCUCGUUUAACAACGGAGAUCGAAACUGUAUCAACGAAACUCGCCGCAACGGAACGCGACGUCGAUGAACUGCGGAGCGCGAAGCGAGAAGUCGACGACGCGCUCGCUGAUAGCAAACGCACGGCAAAAGAUUUGGAGGCCGACGUCGCGCGGACCCAAAGCUCCUUGGAAGAGACGCAGAAGAAGCUCGCGUCGACGACCGACGACCUGGCGAACGCCGAGAGUCGAGCGGGCGACGCGGAAGCUUCCCUCGAGGCGACGCGGCGGGAAUUGAGAAGCGAGCGCGAGAUGAGUGCGACUCUCACACAGUCGCUCGAGCAGCUGCAAAACCGCGUCGCUGACUUGGACGGUCGUCUCAAGAGAUCGGAGGACGACGCGUCGGCGGCGGCGCUGCGGCACGGCGACGCCAUCGAGCAGCGAGAAAAGGAGCUUGCUGAGUUAAGAAGACGGCUAAACGAAAGCGAGGCCGACGCCGCGAAGCUUUCUGAUGACCUCGACGAAUUGACGCGCUCCAACGCCCAAGCUCAAGCCGACGCCGACGCGCGCAAUCUGAGUCUGAUGAUGGAGGGCGCGUCCGAGCGCUCUAGGUUAGAAGGAGCCGCGGCGAUCGCUUGCGCGUCGCAAGCUUGUGUCGCAGCACUGGUGGCGAAGGUCGAGGCGUCGCAGCGACUGGAGCGGAGAGAAGCCUACUAUUCCGCGAAACUGCUGCAGACGGAGCGCAAGGCCCAGAAGGCUCAACAGCAGUCGUCGCCCGGCCUCUUCUCGCCGUUCCGCGCGGGCGGGUCGGCGCGGAAACUCUUCAGCGUCGGCAGCGAGAAGAUCGAGUCCGUGGCGUCGUCCUUCCUCAACUUGGUGGACGAGGAGCUCAACGAGGAGGAGAAUGUUCAAAUCCCGGCGCGGGCCGCGGCGACGCCGGUGCGGGAUAGGAGUGUGCCCAAGCCGCUGCGGGAGCGGGCGAAGGAGCACGCGCGGCGGUCGUCGUCGGGGUCGUAA
Pelagomonas calceolata is the source of this 2763-nucleotide messenger RNA. The record is from the annotation of a GenBank genome assembly. NCBI's taxonomy places the organism in Eukaryota, Pelagophyceae, Pelagomonadales, Pelagomonadaceae.